This is a messenger RNA of Oryzias melastigma (Indian medaka), 1827 nucleotides long. RefSeq names its product regulator of G protein signaling 11 (gene rgs11). Gene Ontology annotation, biological process: regulation of G protein-coupled receptor signaling pathway; intracellular signal transduction; G protein-coupled receptor signaling pathway. Bases 60 to 1445 code for a protein of 461 amino acids. The record is from RefSeq and is a predicted model, not a curated record. The transcript is spliced from 17 exons. Lineage: Eukaryota; Metazoa; Chordata; Actinopteri; Beloniformes; Adrianichthyidae.
CUGCACUUGGGUGUUUUGCACUUCACCGUCCCGUCGAGUGAUCCAAAGCAUCCCGCAAGAUGACCAUCAACACCAUGGCUAAAGGAGGAUGGCAGCGGGAACAGAUGAUCUGCUUCCGCAAGAUGGAAAAGAUGAUUGUGGCUAUGCAAGAUCCUGACAUGGGUAUGAAGCUGAGGAACCAGAGACUUCUCAUCACGGUCAUUCCACAUGCCAUGACAGGUCAUGAUGUAAUUAUGUGGUUGAUCCACAAAUACAGCGUCUGUGAGGAGGAGGCUUUGCAUCUUGGUGGCAUGUUGGUGAAAUAUGGAUAUAUUUAUCCUCUCAAGGAGCCACGCUCCCUUGUUUUACAGCCUGAUGAGUCACCCUACCGCUUCCAGACUCCAUACUUCUGGACGAGUUCGCGAUGGCCUGCCUCGGAGCUAGACUAUGCAAUAUAUUUGGCUAAAAAGAACAUACGAAAGCAAGGAGAGCUGAUGGAAUACGAAAAGGAGAGGUACAGUUUGUUGCACAAGAAGAUCAACCACACCUGGGACUUUGUGGUGAUGCAGGCUAGAGAACAGCUCAGGGCAUCCAAGCAGAGGCGAAAGGCCGACCGGAUUGUUCUAGAAUGUCAGGAGCAGGCCUACUGGCUCAUCAACAGACCCCCACCUGGGGUGCAAAAUAUGUUAGACGUCGGUCUAGAGCGACAGAAUAACUUCAAUUUACGAGGAACACUGAACAGUGAUUUCUACAAAAAUGAGAUUGACGUUUGCAGACGGGCCCUUGGAAGAAACCGUGUGAAAUCGUCCAUCUGCCUAGAAGGGUUCCUGAAGUACAGCGAGCAGUACCAGAACCACGAUCCCAUCAUGCAAGGCUGCUUACCCAGCAAUCCCUGGAUCUCUGACGACACCGCGCACUGGACGAUGAACACAGAAAUGGUGCCGGUUCCGACACGUCUGCGUGUGGAGCGCUGGAGCUUCAGCUUCAUGGAACUCCUCAAUGACGCCAUGGGGAGGCGGGAAUUCAUGCUGUACCUGGAGAAAGAGUUCAGCGCGGAGAACCUGUGCUUCUGGCAGGCCUGUGAAGAGAUCAGACACGGAGAAAGUUCCAAGAUCGUAGAGAAAGUGGAGGAAGUUUACAAAAACUUCCUGGCACCUGGAGCUGCCCGAUGGGUCAACAUCGACAGCAAGACAAUGGACAAAACUUUGGAGGGCAUCAAACAACCACACCGCUUUGUCUUGGAUGACGCGCAAAUGCACAUCUACUUCCUCAUGAAGAAGGAUUCCUACCCGAGGUACCUUAAAUCGGACCUGUACAAAAACAUGCUGGCUAAAGCGAUUGUUCCCCAGGAAACCAAGAAAAGCGUGUUUCCCUUUAUGAGACGCCAGCGCCAUUCUAGCCCAUCCCCUGCUCAGGCUGUCGCCCAGGCAACAGAGGAAGAUGGGCGUAAUAAAGGGGCUGGGUGAACAGGUAUCUACAGCUCCUGGCUUUGCUAUCAGGUGGUCCUCCAUUAAAAAAGAACAACAAUCCAUUUAGUGUCUAUAAAUGCAGUCGAUCCCUCCUUUUAUUUUCUGUCAUAGCCUCCAUUCUCUAAAAAGCAUCUAAAAGCGUACCAGGAGCUGGUAUGACCCCUGCAGCAGCUUUUUUUUUUUUUUUUUGCUGUCCACCUCAUCAAAUGUCAUACAUGUACUCGUGCUCAUUUGCCUGGUUCAUUUAGUGCUGAAGCUGCACAUUUGGUAUUGUUGAUUGGCUUGAGCAUGAUCUUAUCCUAAUAAACUGUCAUAGCGUCAGAGAGUUUUGUGUUCACGCUCAUUUCGGCAUGCCGCAUUCAUAUGUGUGCGAGUCUGC